This is a messenger RNA of Anguilla anguilla (European eel), 1342 nucleotides long. Its product is annotated as rhodopsin, freshwater form. Gene Ontology annotation, cellular component: photoreceptor outer segment; membrane. The transcript has a single exon. Gene Ontology annotation, molecular function: G protein-coupled receptor activity. Lineage: Eukaryota; Metazoa; Chordata; Actinopteri; Anguilliformes; Anguillidae. The record is from RefSeq and is a predicted model, not a curated record. Gene Ontology annotation, biological process: visual perception; G protein-coupled receptor signaling pathway; phototransduction. Bases 1 to 1059 code for a protein of 352 amino acids.
AUGAAUGGCACAGAGGGACCUAACUUCUACGUCCCCAUGUCAAAUGUCACCGGCGUGGUGAGGAGUCCGUUCGAAUAUCCACAGUACUACCUUGCAGAACCAUGGGCUUAUUCAGCUCUGGCUGCUUACAUGUUCUUCCUGAUCAUCGCCGGAUUCCCCAUCAACUUCCUCACCCUGUAUGUCACCAUCGAACACAAGAAACUAAGGACCCCCCUGAACUACAUUCUGCUGAACCUGGCUGUGGCCGACCUCUUCAUGGUGUUUGGCGGAUUCACCACCACGAUGUACACCUCCAUGCAUGGCUACUUCGUCUUCGGCCCCACCGGCUGCAACAUCGAAGGUUUCUUCGCCACCCUCGGCGGUGAGAUCGCGCUCUGGUGCCUAGUCGUCUUGGCCAUUGAGAGGUGGAUGGUUGUCUGCAAGCCAAUGAGCAAUUUCCGCUUUGGUGAGAACCAUGCCAUCAUGGGCGUUGCGUUCACCUGGGUGAUGGCUCUGGCCUGUGCUGCCCCCCCUCUCUUUGGCUGGUCUCGGUACAUUCCUGAAGGUAUGCAGUGCUCGUGUGGGAUUGACUACUACACCCCAAACCCUGAGACCUACAAUGAGUCCUUUGUCAUCUACAUGUUUAUCUGCCACUUCACCAUCCCGCUCACCGUCAUCUCUUUCUGCUAUGGCCGACUGGUGUGCACCGUCAAAGAGGCUGCUGCUCAGCAACAGGAGUCAGAGACCACCCAGAGGGCCGAGCGGGAGGUCACCCGCAUGGUCAUCAUCAUGGUCAUCUCAUUCCUGGUCUGCUGGGUGCCCUACGCCAGCGUGGCCUGGUACAUCUUCACCCACCAGGGAAGCAGCUUUGGACCCAUUUUCAUGACCAUUCCAGCCUUCUUUGCCAAGAGUUCAUCCCUCUACAACCCCCUCAUCUACAUCUGCAUGAACAAGCAGUUCCGAAACUGCAUGAUCACCACCCUCUGCUGCGGAAAGAACCCCUUUGAAGAGGAGGAGGGAGCAUCCACCACGGCGUCCAAAACCGAGGCUUCAUCUGUGUCCUCUGUCUCCCCGGCAUAAACCUUGUCUCACAGAACACGACAUAUUACCACGAAGACCGAGAAUGCUCACUGAAACCGCUAAACGCUACCAUUUCAGAGACGUUUUACGAUUUUUUUACACAACCACAGAGGCUUAGCCCUGUAUACUGGUUGUCGUCAAUGUGAUGUCAGUAUGUACAGAAUAGUCAACAUGAUAGCAAGGCUUUCUUUUACAAGGAAAAUGUCCUGUGUUAUUCAGUUUGAUUCCAUGUUGUUGGCUUAUUUGAGAUUGUAGAGACAAUGUAAUCAACCAUAUGUGAAAU